AUGCCCCCUGAAACAACAAUCGACAAGACCAAGGAGCCAUACUCUGAUGCAUCCAGCUCCUACUGGCCAGAGGGAUGGGGCUGGGAACGCUACAGCCACCCAGACGAAGAUGCUACCAGCCUUCCUGAGGAGGAACAGGAGAAGAUCCGAAAUGGCUUCCGCCAUGUCUUGGGCAACGACGGAUUCAACAAGAUGAUGGAUUACCUGUUCGAGAAGGAAAUGGCGCAUCAGAAGAAAGAGCAAGACCUGGCUAAUGCGCUGCCCCCAGAGUACAAGGCGCCCGACUUCCUGAGGCAUUGGCGUCUACGCUGCAGCAGCGGCCCUUGGGGUUUCUAUGCCUUUCGCACUGCGCUGUAUGGCCAAGAUGAUAAAUGGGAAGAGUUCAAGACUCGGCUCGACAGACUUGUCAAUAUCCCCUUUGACCAUGUCGUGCAGGCCCACCGCGGACACGAGUAUGAAGAGGUUGCCGAGGGACGUAGGACGUUCACCAUACACUGGAUCGAAGACGAGCAACUCGCUGGAGCGAAUGCCGACUCGCUACGCAAGCGCUAUUCCGCAUUGAGACAGGACAAGGAGGCUAAAGGAGCGCUUGAUCUCGGCAUGUUCCUCUGCGCGUCUCCCGAGGCAGUAGAGUCUGUUCUCUCGCCAAAUCAAGAUGAUCUGCCAACCACCGACAGUCUAGCCUUUCGCGACGAAGCGCCAUUCUUGCUAGCAGUCAUGAUGGAAGAAUCUACGAAUCCACACGGCGAUGAAGAGCCUUAUGAUCCGCAUGAUCCCCACCACGAGGCAAACUGGUACAAGUCUGUCUUCAAGGUGCCCAUUGAGCUUAUCGCCAAUGAGUUCUGGAAGACGAUAGAAGAUCCCGUGAUGGGCCUUGCGAGAAUCACCCGCAAUGUCAGAGGAAGCACGGAGCUAGGAGGAGAGCUUCCGAAGAUUAUUCCCUUGGACGAGCCAUACGAAUAUUGGUGGGGGGCGGGACCAACACCACGGUCAAUCAAGAGGAGGAGAAUGGGGUGA
Molecule: messenger RNA, 1017 nt
Organism: Ustilaginoidea virens
Lineage: Eukaryota; Fungi; Ascomycota; Sordariomycetes; Hypocreales; Clavicipitaceae
Exons: 1
Coding region: 1-1017 (338 amino acids)
Source: RefSeq, a predicted model, not a curated record